Messenger RNA from Didymosphaeria variabile, 1848 nucleotides. It is a transcript of the gene SWC4, whose product is annotated as swr complex subunit. The coding region runs from base 1 to 1848 and encodes 615 amino acids. Gene Ontology annotation, molecular function: transcription corepressor activity. Gene Ontology annotation, cellular component: Swr1 complex; NuA4 histone acetyltransferase complex. Lineage: Eukaryota; Fungi; Ascomycota; Dothideomycetes; Pleosporales; Didymosphaeriaceae. The record is from RefSeq and is a predicted model, not a curated record. Gene Ontology annotation, biological process: chromatin remodeling; negative regulation of transcription by RNA polymerase II; DNA repair. The transcript has 3 exons.
AUGGCGUCUGGUCGCGAUGUGCGCGACAUGCUUGGGCUGCCGAUGGGCGUUGAUGCGCAGAAGAGCGCCGUGCAGAAGCGGGCAAAGGCUGCGGCGCCCGUAAGAAGAAUACAGGGCGUUGCGCGUGAAGUCGCGGCGCUGUACGGUGAACGACCACCGCCGGUUGCAGUCUACGAGGAAAAGAAGGCGUAUCGGGCGAAGCGACAGAAUCAAGGGCCGGCGAAGAAAUGGGUACAGCAGCCCUUCGUAAACCAAGCGCGCGUCGACGGCCUCAUCCUCAAGCACUGGAGACGGAAACCCACAAUCGCCCCACCCGUACAAGACGGCGAAGAUGCUCCUAUGGAAGAAGGCGAUAACGUGGAGCCUUACAUUGAGAACAGUGGUGACUUCCUCAAGUAUAGCAUACAGGUCGACCUACCCACUUUUACCGACGAAGAAUACGAUGCGUAUCUGCGAAGCGACGACUGGAGCCGGGAAGAGACGGACUACCUUUUCGAGGUCGUGAAGGACUACUCAUAUCGGUGGGCCGUGAUAUGGGAUCGCUACGACUAUCAGCCUGCAAAUAAGUCACAUCUGACGCAAGAGACGGUGAAUGGGGAUGCGAGCCAAGCGCUGGCUACACUGCCCUUUGCACCGCCCAAGCAACGGACCGUGGAAGACCUGAAGGCACGAUUUUAUCACAUCUCGGCGAAGCUGAUGAAGUUACGGAUACCGGAGAUGCAGAUGGAUGCGGAACAGUACACACUCUACGAGACGCUCUCUAAAUUCAAUCCCGAGCUCGAGGGUAAUCGAAAGCUCCUGGCGGCUGCGUUGAUGAACCGAAGCAUGGACGAAGUUAAAGAGGAGGAGUUUUUGCUUGCAGAACUACAGCGCAUCAACAUGGCCGCCAACCGCCUGGACGCAGAACGCGAAGAGCUACGCGCACGUCUCGAGCAUCCCUCCGCAAACCAGCAGGUUUCCGCAGGCUUGGCCUCUUUCACAUCAUCACAGGCUUUGCAGGCACUGUUCUCACAACUCUUCGCGCAAGAUAGGAGCAAAAAGCGCGCUUCGGGCGGAGCCACCGGUCCUUCGCGCAUCAGCCUCAACACCAACGAUCUCAUCCAAACCCCAUCCUCAGCCAACGCUCAACUGUCCGCUGCCGCGCGCCGCCAGUCAAUGGCAACCAAUCAGUCCGCACAAACACCCGUCCGCACACUCUCACCACAGCAAGAAUACCGCUACAACGUCUCCACCCACGAUCGUCUCACCUCAGGCGUCACUUUCGGCUCAGACAAGCUUCUUAAAAUGCGGCAAGCAAAAAGCAAUGUGCAAACGCAGAAGAUCGCUGCUGCGCUCGCAGAAUUGGGCGUCAGUGAAGUUAUCAGUCUGCCCACAAUCAAGGUCGCCGAGGUGUUUGAGCAGCUCAUCGGCAAAGUGGGUAAGCUGCUCGACGUGCGAAAAGUACGCGAGAAGGAGGAAGGAGAAAGCCGCGUUCUGGAGCAAAUGAAGCAGCGUCGCAGUUCCGAAGUACAGAACGGCGAUGCAUCUAUGUCGAAUGGGACAUCGGUGGAGCCGCAGGCAAAGCAUGAGGUUCCUGACUCGCAGGAGCAGACGCCUGGUCUGGACGGCGAAGGGGAAGCAGACGAUGAUGAUAACGACAACGACGGAGACGGGGACGCGCAUGGGGAUGGAGAUGGCGAAGUCGACGCUGAUGCUGAGGGCGAGGAAGACGACGAGGACGCGGAGGGUGAGGAGGAUAGCAGGGUGCCAAGCGAGACACUUAGUCGGGCAGCGAGCACCGCACACAAGAGGAGCGCCAGUGUCUUGAGCCAGGGUAGUAUUCAGAGCUCGAAACGGGCGAGGAAGUAA